Oncorhynchus keta (chum salmon) is the source of this 11774-nucleotide messenger RNA. RefSeq names its product myosin IIIA (gene myo3a). Gene Ontology annotation, molecular function: ATP binding; protein kinase activity; cytoskeletal motor activity. Lineage: Eukaryota; Metazoa; Chordata; Actinopteri; Salmoniformes; Salmonidae. The record is from RefSeq and is a predicted model, not a curated record. Bases 132 to 5723 code for a protein of 1863 amino acids. Gene Ontology annotation, cellular component: myosin complex. Gene Ontology annotation, biological process: protein phosphorylation. The transcript has 37 exons.
CUGGUUAGCUCCUCCUCUGCUGUUUACACUCAUAGUUGCUUUCCCUCUCUCACUCCCUCGAAGCUAACCGAAUUCACCGAAAAUGGAUUAAUCCUCCUCCAAAAUAUGUCCCCAGGCACAAUGACAAAACGAUGAGAUCUCUCAUGAAGAUGUUUCCACAAUCAGGGAAAUCGAUUAUCUUCGACACAUUUCCUGAUCCGACAGAUACCUGGGAGAUCAUCGAGACCAUCGGGAAAGGGACUUAUGGCAAAGUCUAUAAAGUACUCAACAAGAUCGAUGGCAGCAAAGCGGCUGUCAAGAUACUGGACCCCAUCCAUGAUAUCGAUGAGGAGAUUGAAGCAGAAUACAAUAUCCUCAAGGCUCUCUCUGACCACUCCAAUGUGGUUAAAUUCUUUGGGAUGUACUACCAGAAGGAUGUCAAAAACGGGGACCAGUUGUGGCUAGUUCUUGAGCUCUGCAAUGGAGGUUCGGUGACAGACCUGGCCAAAGGCAUGCUGAAGAGAGGGGACAGAAUGGAUGAGGCGAUCAUUGCCUAUAUCAUACACGAGGCCCUCACGGGUCUCCAUCACCUGCACAUCAACAAGACCAUCCACCGGGAUGUCAAAGGCAACAACAUCCUACUGACCACACAAGGAGGGGUGAAGCUGGUGGACUUUGGUGUUUCGGCCCAGUUGACGAACACUCGUCUCCGUAGGAACACCUCGGUGGGAACACCUUUCUGGAUGGCGCCGGAGGUUAUAGCGUGUGAGCAGCAGUUGGACUCCACGUAUGACGCUCGCUGUGACGUCUGGUCCCUGGGCAUUACUGCCAUAGAGCUGGGAGAUGGAGACCCGCCCCUCUCCGACCUCCAUCCAAUGAGAGCUCUCUUCAAAAUCCCCAGAAACCCUCCCCCUACCCUGUACCAGCCGGAGCUGUGGUCGGACCACUUUAACGACUUCAUCUGCAAAUGUCUGAUCAAGGACUUUGAGCUGAGGCCUAACGUUCUAGACCUGCUCCAGCAUGUGUUCAUCAGCCAGAUUGUAGGCCGAGAGAGGAUCCUGCAGAAACAGCUGAUGGAGCUCAUAGACCUCAACCAGCAGAUAGGAACCACUGGGAAGACAAGCCAUCAUGGAAAGACAGACAGAAGCACAGACAGUAACGACAGGCAUGAGCGCAUCCACACCAAGAAAGGUGGUCAAAUUAUGUCAUCAAGCCCCACCCCCGACGAAGUGGAUGACCUUGUCACCCUGGAAGUACUUGAUGAGAAUUCAGUCACAGAGCAGCUUCAGAGGCGCUAUGCCAAGGACCAGAUCUAUACCUACGUUGGAGACAUCCUCAUUGCAGUUAACCCAUUUCACAAGAUGGAGCUGUAUAGCCCACAGUACACAAAGAUGUACAUAGGAGCGAAACGCACCGCGAACCCGCCACACAUCUUUGCUGUCGCUGACAUAGCCUACCAGUCCAUGGUGUCAUACAACGCAGACCAGUGCAUUGUAAUCAGUGGAGAGAGUGGUGCAGGAAAGACAGAGAGCGCCCAUCUAUUGGUCGAGCAGCUCACGGUGCUUGGAAAGGCCAAUAAUCGAUCACUCCAAGAGAAGAUCCUAUUGGUCAAUAACUUGGUGGAGGCUUUUGGGAACGCAUGCACCGCCAUCAACGACAACUCCAGCCGUUUCGGGAAAUACCUGGAGAUGAAGUUUACCUGCGGGGGGACCGUUGUCGGAGCGCAAAUCUCAGAAUACCUCCUGGAGAAAUCCCGCGUCGUCCAUCAGGCCACAGGUGAGAAGAACUUCCACAUAUUCUACUACAUCUACGCUGGUUUAGCUGAGCGGAAGAAACUUGCCCACUACAAGCUAUCAGACAGCAAAACCCCGAAGUAUCUGUUCAACGAGCACAUUAAAUUGGGCCCUGACAUAGUGAACAACACCUUCUACAAGGAGCAGUUUGACUCGGUGGAACAGUGUUUCAAAGUCAUCGGCUUUACCCUGGAGGAGCUGGGCAGUGUGUACAGUACUCUGGCUGCUAUCCUGAACUCAGGCGACAUUGAGUUUACCUCUGUGGCCUCCGAGCACCAAACCGACAAAAGCAACAUCUCCAACAUAGCAGUUCUGGAGAAUGCGGCGUCGCUGCUGUGUAUCCGUCCAGACGAGCUCCAGGAGGCCCUGACGUCCCACUGCGUAGUGGCCCGGGGCGAGACCAUCGUCAGGCCCAACACGGUGGACAAGGCCACGGAGGUGAGGGAUGCCAUGGGCAAGGCCUUAUACGGCAGACUCUUCAGCUGGAUCGUCAACCGCAUCAACACCCUGCUCCGACCCGACACACACCUAGGAGAGGAUGACAAGGGCCUGAACAUUGGCAUCCUGGACAUCUUUGGCUUUGAGAACUUCAAGAGGAACUCGUUUGAGCAGCUCUGCAUCAACAUCGCCAACGAACAGAUCCAGUUCUACUUCAACCAACACAUAUUCGCCUGGGAGCAGGACGAGUACCUGAAUGAGGAUGUGGACGCCAGGGUGAUUGAGUAUGAGGACAACCGUCCUCUCCUGGACCUGUUUCUGCAGAAGCCCAUGGGCAUGCUGUCACUGCUGGACGAGGAGAGCCGUUUUCCCCAAGCCACCGACCAAACCCUUGUAGAAAAGUUUGAAGACAACCUGAAAUCCAAAAACUUUUGGAGACCAAAAAGGGUGGACCUUGGAUUUGGAAUUCAUCACUAUGCUGGAAAGGUGAUCUACAACGCUGCAGGCUUCCUCUCUAAGAACAGAGAUACACUACCGGCAGAUAUUGUUCUUCUACUGAGGUCGUCAGAAAAUCAGCUGAUUCGCAAACUGGUCACCCACCCGCUCACCAAAACAGGUAAUUUGGCCCACACAAAGGGUAAAGGAAUGAACACACUCAUGAGCAUGCCUCGCACCCCAGCACACCCUCACCGCACCAUGAACUUUGCCAAGAUGGGAGUGCUUAAGUUAUUCAGUUCUAGUAUGUCACUCUGUGAGGGCGAUACUGGAACUGGAGAGACCACCCACCAUCCGAGAGAGUCCACCAACAUGAGAACACAGACAGUAGCCUCCUACUUCAGAUAUUCCUUAAUGGACCUGUUAUCCAAGAUGGUGGCGGGACAGCCCCACUUUGUGCGCUGCAUCAAGCCCAACAAUGACCGGCAGGCCAGUAAGUUUGACCGGGAGAAGGUGCUGGUGCAGCUGCGUUACACAGGUGUCCUGGAGACAGCUAAGAUCCGCCGGCAGGGCUACUCUCACCGCAUCCUCUACACCAACUUUGUCAACAGGUACUACAUACUGGCUUUCCAUGCACACAAAGAGCCAGAUGCGAGCCCAGAGACUUGUGCAGCUAUAUUGGAAAAAGCCAAACUGGAAAAUUGGGUCCUGGGCAAAACGAAAGUGUUUCUGAAGUACUACCAUGUGGAGACCCUAAACCUGAUGGUGAGGCAGACCAUAGACCGCAUCGUUCUGGUCCAGGCCUACGUCCGGGGCUGGCUGGGGGCCAAACGUUACCGCAAAAUACUGGAGAAGAGAGCACAGAGCGCUGUGGCCAUACAAUCAGCGUACAGAGGACAUAAAGUACGGAGGAGAUGUGCUGAUGAUAAAUUAAGCAAAGCCAAGUUUGAGACCUUCAUCACCCAGUUACAGGCUGUUUUCCGAGGUCACCUCGCCAAGAGGAAGUACAAGGAGUUGGUGGAGGAAAAAAAUAAAGCAGCAGCCAAGAUUCAGGCCCAUUACAGGGGACACCGGGAGAGGAAGAGUUUUAAAAAGAAAAGGGAGGCCAUUGAGAAAGACAGGGUAGAGAAAGAGAGGAUCGAAGCUGCUAAACUGGAGGAGGAAGAGAUGGCCAAAUCCGCCGUGGUCCUCCAGAGUAAUUACAGAGGCUAUAAGGAGAGAAAGAAACUCAGGGAGCGCCACAAGACACUGUCCGGAGAUGAUUUGAGACUAAGGUCACCCUCACCUGUGGAGUUGGAGUCUGCUAUUGUCGAGGAGGAUGAAGAGGAGGAGCAGGAGUUUGCAGUGGAAAAGGAAGAGGAGAAUGGGUUGACCGAAGUUGCGGAGGAGGAGGAAGAGGAUGAAGACACGGCCAAGGCGGAAGAGGACGACGACGAUGAGCACACUGAAGUGGGUGAAGAGCUGGUGGACGAGGAAGACACAGAAAUUGACGAGCAACAGAAUGCAGAGCGAGCAGAAGGGGAGGAGGUUAACCCGGAACAGGAAGCUAAGGCAGCUACAGUUCUCCAGAGCAACUUCAGGGGCCACAAAGAGAGGAAGAGGCUGGUUGAAGAAGGCAAGAUCCCAGCAAGGAAACAGAGAGUUAUGAGCCCAACUGAAGACGAGACCGCAAAGGUAGAAGGUAUGUCAAAACCAGAAGGAAUGUCAAAGGUUCCAGAGACAGCAGCCGUGUCUGCAGGAGUGGAAGAGAAGGGGGAAGUAGAUGAGGCCAAGGCAGCAACGGUCAUCCAAAGUAACUUCCGUGGCCACAAGGAGCGCAAACGCCUGCAGGAGGAAGGAAAAAUCCCCAAGAAAAAGAAGGUGAAAGAGGCCAAAGAACAACCCAAACAAGAACUAGUUCAGCCACAGGAGCCAACGCUAGAACCCCAACCAGAGCCGUCCACCGCAAGCCAGUCGGAGCCAGACGAGGAAAAAGCUGCCACCGUUCUGCAGAGCAAUUUCAGAGGACACCGGGAUAGAAAGAAAUUCAAGGAGGAGAGAGAACGGGUCAAAAGGAGCAAGGAGGAACCCAUGGUUGAGGAACAGGAGGAAGGAUUGAAGGUUGAGGACAGGGUUGUGGACCUCACCGAUGUAGAGCUGGUUCGCAUAGAGGAGACAGAGUAUCAGGGAGGGGAUAGGUAUGACGAGGAGCAGGCAGCGGUGAAGAUCCAGAGCCAGUUCAGGGGCUACAAGGACAGGAAGAACCUGAAGGCCACCAAGGCCACAGCCCAGAGAGAUACGGAGGAGCUGGAGGUCUUUUCUAAAGAGGUCACAACGUCUUCCCAGAACUACAUGAGCCUCCAGCAGAAGCUGAACGAGAUCAUCCUGGCCCACCAGAUAAACCCAGCCAAUAACGGCAUGUUUGUCAAAGGGCAGGCAGUCAAUGGCUUUGCUGCCAACCAUCAGCAAUCAGUCGAUCUGAAAGUGUGUCGGACGCCUCGCAGAACCCAGCAGCCAAAGACGCUCAACACCCCUGAGGACUCUACGUACUACAACCUCAUCCAUAGGUCUGUCCAGGAUGACAAGCGCAGGCCAAGGAAACAAGGUCCUGGGAAGCUGCUGGAUGUAGAUGACCAGUACUACCAGGGCCUCCCCACCAGUAGGUCCACCGGUGCCAUAGCCGGAGACAGACGCACCUCUCUCACCAGACGAGCAUCUCUCGAGAGGAGGCAGUCUAUCGAACAGAAGCGCUCUAUAGAGAGGAGACAGUCUUCUGCGAGGAGACAGUCUUCUGACAGGAGGCAGUCAACAGCUGCAGACAGAAGUCCACAGACAAGAAGACAGUCUGCAGCCGCCGACAGGAGGCAGUCUACCGACCAAAGACAGACUGCAGCUGCAGACAGAAGUCCACAGACCAAAAGACAAACUCCAGACAGGAGACAAUCGAGAGAGAGGGCAGUCUCCGAGCCAGCAGAUAAAAGGCACUCCGUUUCCAGACUGCCCUCUACAGAGGGCCAGGACGACAACCCUUAUGACUACAGAAAGCUCCUGAGAAAGACCUCCCAGAGAAGAAGGCUCAUCAAACAGUACAGAGACUGAGCAGUGCCCUUCUCAACGGCCUACUCCAUUUAAAGCAAUUUGGCAUAAUACCUCCCUGUAUGUGACACCGCCAGAAGCAUGCCAUAACAUCUGUCAUAAUGCGACAUGAUAGUUCAUUACUGUUGUUGACUUUUGUUAACAUCUGACAAACCCUAUUUGAAUGUCUAAUGAGUUGCGUUCUAUGAUAGUUUAUAACAGCUGACACAGCACUAACAUUGGUUUUCAUAAAAUGUCAUGACAGCUGGUAUGUUUUGCUUAUGGCAUUGUUAGGACGGUGUUGCGUCAAGCCACUUCCCUGUAGUUACCAGGUUGAGUUUGGGGCCUAUACAUAGCAGAUGGCGUCACGAACGGGUUAACUUUGUCAGUCUGUAAAUACUUGCGUCAGGCUCUUCUAAGAAGCAGAUUUGUUGUAUCUACUUUAAACAAUGCUGGUAAGCUUCAUUCGCUGCUUAGUGUGAGCUGAUAAUGUGUUCUUUAUCCUUCAAAAUGUAUAUGAAAGGAAUUGAAUGUCAAAAGAGAUAGAGAAUAGAAAUGGAGUGGUAUGUGGUGCAGGCCAUGAAGGCUCUACCUCUAGGAUCUGUUUCAGUGUAUUGUGAUCGAUUUAAAACAGGUUUACUACUAUUGAUGUCCAUGAAUAUAAAGUUGGAAGGAAAAUGUGGUCCUAUGUCAUUUAUGGUGAUGCACAGUGGGUUAUCAAACAAGGGUUCGUGGUGAUCAUUGGCUGUAGGCAGCUUACGUUCCUGAAAUUCACUGCAUUGGCACUACCACUGUUUAUUAGUGUAUGGGUUUGUGAUGUACAGUAUGUUGAUAUGAAUGCUUCUUUGCUGCUUGAAUGGUCAAUAUUAUCAACUCAAACAUCAUUUUAUUACUGUUGUGAAGUGUAAAUAUACAAAGCAAUACAGAUACAUGUAAAAGGUCAACGCUAAUUUGAAUACAUAAAUUGACCUGUAGACUGUAGUGUUUGUCGUACCAUCAGACCAAAUGUAAUGUCAUAUUGGUUUUUAACGCAAUAACUGCACCAUUUGAGGUUGCAAUGUGUGUUAUUACAGUUGAUUACCAACCUCGCUUAGUACUUUAUCUUGUUUAACUUUAAUUAAGUGGCUGUCUACAUAUUUGGGUCUUUUAAAAUACAUCAUUUAUAAUUGAUCAAAUAGUGUGUGCAUAUGUCAUUGCUCUCCUUGGUGUGACAUACAGAAACCUCUGAAGGGCAGAUAGGCUGCUGUACUUCCUGAUAAACUAUCAGUCCCUUUCUGCAUUUCCUGUCCAUAUUUUUUUCGUCUUUAAGAGUAACUGUCCAUCUGUCUGCCAAGCCCCAUCCUUCGGCUUACCUUCCAUGUGGCUCUAACCGUUUAUUAAUUAAGAGAGCCCUUGGGGAUGUUGACAGUUUGCCCUGACAUGGACAUUUUUGGGGAAAGUUGUGAAAAGUAGUGCACCUUACCUGGGAUCUGGUGUUAGGAGGGGGUUUGAAUGUCGACCCCAAUGUAAGUGUUCUGAUACACAGAAAGGGUUUUAAAACAGAUUAGAAGUACUUUGAAACACCCAAAGUGGUUCUUUUAAUCUGAAUAUUGGUUUUGUGAAAACAGUUUUGGGGUUUUUAGUGCAUGUAAAAGGCAGCAUAAAAAAAUACACAAUCAAAAUAGUUAAGAAAUGCAAAUUAUUUAUAGCCUAAAUAUUGAUUGAUGAGGAGGACCUGUGGAGAAUAUUGUUUGUGGAAUCUACCUUUUUUCAAUGCUUUAUUUAGACUGGAAACAGGAGAAGAUAGAGAAUGAGUGAAUGUGGGACAGGCAGAAGUAAAAAUUGAACCCUCGAAGAAUUCUGGGGCAGUAAGAUGGUACAUUUCAUUUGAAUUUUAAUUUAAAAUUUAAAUUUUUAAUUUUGAAGUUUUACAAACUCAACCACCCCACCACAAAAAGAUUCUAGGGUGAAUUGAAAUGUAUAAUAAAAAAACUAAAAACAUACAGUAUACUUACUAAAAAUGAUUGCAAGUCAUUUCAAUGAUUUGUUCAUUUAAUUUUACCCAACAAUUUAAGAAUAAAUCCAACUUAACAUGUGGCUUAAAAGUUCAUAUAUUUUAUGAGGAGAUCCAAAGCAUGAGAAAUUUGAGAUAUUGAACUAAUUGGUUUGAAUCCUAUCGUGCCACGUGGCUCUGUUUUUAGAGGAUUAUGGGUAAUUCAAAAGUGUUUAGAAUGUGUUCUUAUUUUACACAAUGGUGUAUGAAUGUUUGAAGAAAGAAAAGUACAUGUAAAGUAUAGUUUAGUAUUAAGCAGCUUGAUGCACCAUAAGGUGUAAUGGAUCAUGAUGAACGGAUAACCAAAAUGGCAUUUUUCAUGUUCAAUGAUGAGAAAACCCAUUCCCACAUUUCUAACUUUUGAUGGAAGAGGAAAUUGCAAAACAUGUUGCAAAACCUGGAGUUACUGUUGUCAAAAUGGGUUAAACAGGCAAAUGAACAGACACAUUAAUGAAUGCUAAACAAUAAAAUACUCUGAUCUAGACAGGAUUUGAAAUACCAUAAUAGUGUUUAGAAACUAUAGAGGGAGGAAACGGCACCAAAAGAGGAGUUAUCUAAUUCUGCACUCAACAGAAUACGGAAUACCAAUAUAGUUUUUUCAACCUUUUUUUGGUAGGGCUCCCAGUCCUUGGCAAGGUGUUGUGCAACACUUUAUUAAGUGGUGUUACAACACACCAUGCAGUGGUGAUUUCAGCAUGUAAAUCUUGGUGGGGAAAACAUCAACAAAAGACAUGUCAUGGGGAUGCAUGACAGGGAAGCCACUACACAACACAACACGAUACUAAACAAUACAUGAAUUGCACUAUAACGGUGGCAAACUGUGCCCACAAAUGGUUACAUAAAGCUGUCCCAACAGCAGUUUUCUUUUCAGAACCAUGAAAUGAAUCCUUACCACUGCUACACCUGGCUAUCAGAGAAGACUUGUCUGGCACCGAAACAGUUCAUUCAGCCUUAUUUACUGCUUUUAUAUUAAAAAAAAUGAUAUGGCUGACUUGCUUCAACAAAUGUGGUUUCUACUGGCAAUUGAGAUGUACAUACUAUGGCAUAAGGGAACGAUAAGCGGAAAAGAGGCAAUCCGUAAAUUUGAUUGAGACAUUAAUGAGCGAGCUCAGACGAACGUAGACAAUAUAACUAUUUGUUAAGCACUUUUGAAAUGUACAGUGACAAAAUUCAGAACAUGGGUCGAUCUUACAGUAUUCUCCCUGUUACACCAAGUCAGAACCGUAGGAAAAAUAAAGGGGGGCAUAUAAGCAGACAAUGAAAGCUCUUACAAUAUUCAAUGAUUACAUUUCUCAAAUACAGGCUAAAGGCUACAUGUGCACCACCAAGUCAGAACAGUAAGCUAACUUAUGAGUGGGGAAGGGACCCAAUUAUUAGGGUGAGACACAUGGGCUACUAACAGCUUACUACAUAAUAUACACUUAGUAUUACUUUCUUAGCUACAGUAUACAUAUCUCCCUGGCAGAUUACAUCAUUUAUGCAGCAGCAUACAAGACAUUUUUGGACUCAUCUUGUUGUGCGGUGCUCACUUGAACAGGAAGGUGGUGUGGGGGUCCUUCUUGUGGGCAAAUUUUGUCAUCAUUUUUUAAAAUCAAAGUCUCGCAUUCUCUGGAUUUAUAGUGCUUUUAAGGCAACUGGGAACUGUGAAAAAUACCAGGUGGAAUCAUGGCGCCAGUGAUCUUCAGGUCGGAGCUCUAGAUAGUGGCAUGUGUUCCCGGUUUGGAAUUCCAAGUUGGAUGACCAUUCAAAAAGUAUUUUCCCAGUCUGAGCUUGUUUUUUCGAAGUUCCCAGUUGUCUUGAACUCACUGAAAUCGGAGAUUUCCCAGUUCAGAGUUUCCAGUUGUUGUGAACGCGGCAGAAGUCAUGCUGGAUUGACAGCAUGACCAAUGUAUUCAACCUUUUCUGGCCCAUGGUGUUGAAUGUUUAUCUUUUUAAGCUUGGAAAAGAGACCCUUAAACCCAGACUUGGACCACACACCCACUCCACUGAAUAGCAGGCUAGUGAUUGCUUUGCAACGCUUGAAGUUAGCCACUGAUUCCUUCCAAGCCACUCAUUGGUGAAUUUGCGAUUUCCAACUUGUUGUGUAAUGUUUAUGUCCAAUGGCCGAUGAGCACAAUACAUUUUAUAUGACAAGGACUGAAAAGGAUUUGCCAGUAGAUUGUCAACUUGAUUCAUGAUGAUGACUGCUUGUCUAGCUGGCUAGCUAAGAUUUUGAAAGUAUGAUGUUGACAUGAUCAGUCCAUUCAAAGCUUCGAUACAUAUACCGUGAACCGAUGUAAUUUUAUCUGUGGCCAAUGACCUUGAGCCUUCUUGGAUGGGUACUUCUACUGUAAAUCUAUGGCAGCACCUACGGGGCUUGAACUUUCUAGCUCUCCCUGUAGAUUUUGCAGAGACGAAGUGUCCCCAUGAGUGACAGAACACUGAACUAAUCAUGGCACAGCUAGAGAGCAUUACCAACCCCUAUGUUUUGUAUGUUCCGCUGGCUGCCCCACCACCACAGAAAGCACUGAGCUAGGCUGAAACACCUACAUUUUGUAGCUGCCUUAGAAAGCAAAAAAGGAGACCAUGUUUGUAUGCGGCUUUAUUAAUUACAUUGAAUUGAUUUUUUUUUUUUGCUAAACAGGUGGGGCUCAAAACAAGUGGGGCAGUCCUGGAUGGGGUCGCCACUGACACCAUGUAUUGCUUCAACACUUCUCAGGCUGAUGUGUUUCAAUACUCCAGAAACUUUAAGGUUUUAUCUCCUUCGUGUUGGUGGCAGCUCAGUUGCCACUCGUUUUGGUGUUACAAAGCACUUCAUUUUAACAGUAUAGAUUGUAUUGCCUUAAUGUAGAUUGAGAAUGGCUUUCAACAUUACUGUUGUGUUCAGGUAUGCCUACAUUCACUGUGAAUUGUUUUGACUUUACACACUCUACUUCCCAUAUGCUCAGGUUGAAUAAUGUGGAAAUCAUUUGAACGCUGUUUCAUAAAUUGUCCAAAUAUAUGACCACUUACGUAAAUGCAAACCACGGAGCUGGCGUGUUAUUCAACUUUCCUACGUAUUUCCCUUAUGUUAACUUAGCAUUUUUUGUUGUUGAGUGAAUCCGUAACCUUUAAGUGUGACAUUUAAAGCAGAAAAACCCACAGGGUUUGUUACUGAUUCACUUGUGAUGUGUUCUCAGUGGUCACACAGCAGCACAACUGAUUGAUGAUAGCAUCCAGCAGAAUGUAGUCUGCCCCAAAACAAAAUACAUCCCUAUUUCCCCAGAUGACCUCAUAGUUAUGUUUCUUCUUUUUGUAGGCCUGUGCAUAGCCGCAGGAAGUAGGGAUGCUGAAAAAAUAUUAAUACAAUAUAUAUAUAUAUAUUAUUAUUAUUAUUAUUAUUGUUACGGUAUUAUUUUUUUUACAAAAGUAGUGCACUGGGGCUUUACUAGUCCUGUAUUAGCAGACCGAUAUAGCCAUCUGGGAUCUGGAUGCAUGGCUUUUGGACAGCACUGACUGUCACGUUCUGUCCAUCGUUCGUAUGUGUUUUCCUUGUUUUAGUGUUGGUCAGGACGUGAGCUGGGUGGGCAUUCUAUGUUGUGUGUCUGGUUUGUCUAUUUCUAUGUUUGGCCUGAUAUGGUUCUCAAUCAGAGGCAGGUGUUAGUCAUUGUCUCUGAUUGGGAACCAUAUUUAGGUAGCCUGUUUUGUGUUGGGUUUUGUGGGUGAUUGUUCCUGUCUCUGUGUUUUGCACCAGAUAGGGCUGUUUUUGGUUUUCCACGUUCAUUGUUUUGUAGUGUUCAUGUUUAUCCGUUUUUGAUUAAACAUGAGUCAAUAUAACCACGCUGCGUUUUGGUCCUCCUCUACUUCACCACAGGAAAACCUUGACACUGACAGUCAUGGCUUGAAGGGCUACAUAUUUUGUCAAGUUAAAACGUCAGAUUUGACUUCUCAUAGCAAGUUAGGAGAACUUAUGCAGCAGAAUUAACGUAGCAGGUUAGGGGAAUUAAGUUUUAAGUUUAGGAAAAGGGUUAGGGUUAGCUGAAAUUCAAAACAUUUCCAGCCCUUCUAGCCAUGACCGACGUAGA